UGUGGCUUAUUUCUUUCACUGUCUGAAUUAGAAUCAAUAAAAAAUUUGUGGCAAAAAGCUCGUCCUGCAUUCAAAUUACCUGGGAGGAAAAAGAUUUCCACCACUUUACUAGAUAUUGUAUAUGAAGAAACUAAACAAGAAGUUGAUGAAUUAAUAGAGAAAGCUGAAUAUUAUAGUUUGGUUUCUGAUGGAUGGUCAAGUAUUACUUGUGAACAUUGGGUAAAUUGUAUUUUAACCACUCCUGCACCUGUUUUUAUAAAUGCUCAUACUACUGGAGAGAUUCAUCAAACAGCUGAAAAUGUGGCAGCUGAUCUUGAAGAGACAAUUAAGAUAUUAGAUAUAAAUAAACUUUCUUCACUGGUAACAGAUAAUGCAAAAGUGAUGAAGAAGGCAUGGCAUAUUUUAAUGAAUAAAUAUCCAUCCAUAAUAUAUAUAGGUUGUAUUUCACAUAAUUUGAAUCUCUUAAUUGGUGAUAUUAUCAAGUUAGAUGGAGUUGCUGACUUUUUAAAAAAAAAAAGUAAAAAUAUUGUAAAAUUUUUUAAAUCACAUAAUAUUCCAUUAGCUGUUUUUAAAAGACAUCAACAAAAUAAUAAUCAACAUCAAGUUUCAUUAAAAUUACCAGUAAUAACUAGGUGGGGGUCUUCUGUUAUGUGUCUGGAUUCAUUAAUAAAGAAUCGAUUGCCUUUAGAAUUAGCUGUCACAGAAUUAUCUUGUGAUAUAGAUAUUGAUAUAAAGUUAUAUAUUCAAGAUGAAGAAUUUUGGGAUAGUAUAAUUUCAAUUCAUAACAUUUUGGAUAAAGUGUUUAUUGGUAUUAAAUUAUUUGAAUCUGAUGAACCAAAAUUGGGCCAUUUUUAUGAAUGGUAUCAUCAGAAUCUUUUAGAUACUCAAAUAAAUUUUGAUAAUCAAAUAAAAGAUAUUAUUAAAAGAAGAUGGGAAAAAAUAUAUGAUCCAGUAAUGUUAGUUGCUUAUCUUCUUAAUCCUGGGAUUUCUGAACAUAAAUUGCCCGAAGAAGGCAUGACUUUAUUGUCAAAUUUUAUUAUCAAAUAUUAUCCCAAUGACUCUAUUAAAAUUUGGGAACAAUUUUUACAAUAUAAAGCUCGUAGUGGUAUAUUUGGAAACUCAUUGGCAUGGGUAUCCAUCAAUAAUGUGGAUUUAUUAACCUGGUGGAAAGGCAAUUUUGGAGCUGUGGCACCUGAAUUGACAAAAGUUGCAGUAAGAGUUCUUUCUAUUCCUACCUCAUCAGCUGCAGCAGAAAGGAAUUGGUCUACAUUUUCUUAUAUACAUGAUAAAAAACAAAAUAAAUUGACAAAUGAUUGCAUUUUUAAAUUAGUUUAUAUAUAUUUUAAUAAUAAAUUGAAAACCCCAAAGAUAAGUAAAGUUACAAAUGUAGAUGAAGAUAUUGAUGAUAGUGAUGGUACUGUUGAUGAUGAUAGUGAUGAUACUGUUGAUGAUAGUGAUGACAAUGUUGAUAAUGUUGAUAAUAGUGAUAUUGACAGUGAUGAUGAAAAUGAAUUAUCUGUAAACAUUUAA
Messenger RNA from Entrophospora candida, 1530 nucleotides. The record is from the annotation of a GenBank genome assembly. NCBI's taxonomy places the organism in Eukaryota, Fungi, Glomeromycota, Glomeromycetes, Entrophosporales, Entrophosporaceae.